This is a messenger RNA of Adineta ricciae, 2295 nucleotides long. Lineage: Eukaryota; Metazoa; Rotifera; Eurotatoria; Adinetida; Adinetidae. The record is from the annotation of a GenBank genome assembly.
AUGAUGCCAAUACUAGAACAAAGUCCUGCCCAUCAUCAUCAUGGUCAUGGUCACCAAGCCUAUUACCAUCAACAACAUUCACCAGAACAAAAUGGCAAGAUACAAUUGACACUUAUCUUACCAAAUGGUGUUCCAUCCGUCAUCAAUGUUGAUGCCAAUACUCCAAUGAUGGAUUUACUAGUACAUGCUGCAUCAUUGAACAAACUUAAUCCGAGUAGUUAUUCACUCGUUGUACUUGAUUCCAACCAGCAUGUUAUACAUUUCAAGGCGAAUCAAACUGUGGGCCAAAUUGUUAGAAACUGUCGUUUACCACAAAUAAACGGUAAUCUGUCAAGUUCAUCAACUAUCAGUCUUCUUCCCAAAGAACCAGUGCACGGUAACUCAACAAGCAAACCGAAUUCUCAACCAUUUGAGAUCACCGUUCGUUUACUAGUUAACCUACCUGACGCACAAAAAAUUCUCUUGCGUGUUGAUCCGACACUACCAUUAUACGAAAUCAAAGAGCAAAUUUGCAAACAAAAGAAGUACACUCAAUCCAACCAAUAUACUCUACGUCUACCAAGUAAACUCGAUCAACCGCUUUUACUUGGCCUAUCAUUAGCUGAAUAUAAAACGAAUGAAUUAACAUUGGUCUAUCAGAAAAACUCACAAUUCGAUUAUCAAAGUCCUUCAAAUGAGCAUCAAUCUUUUGAUCGCCUCUAUCGUACACGUUCAGAGACUCAAACACCGAAAGAAACAGUUCAAGAAGUAGCAGUCAUCGAGCAACAAGAAAGUCCUAGAAAACAGGAUCGACUUGUGAAUACAAUUCGUCCAUCGCAUACAUCUCUACACGCGUAUUGGAACGACCCGAAUUUUGAUACACAAUCGCAAAUCUCGAAUACAUCAUCGACAACAAAGAAACGUCGUGCACCUAAACCGCCUGGCCACCUUGGCCCGAGUCGAACUGAACCACAGAUUGUUUAUAUUCAUCAACAACAACCACCGAUGCAAGCUCGUUCGCCGUCGCAGCCUUUGCGUAUCGAACAUCAUCAGAGUCAAGAAUCACUUCAAGCAGAAAAUACAAAGAAGAAACGAAAAGCUCCCGUUAUGACCAUAGUCAAUACCGUAGAGAAACAAGAUGAAAAGGAACAACAUCACAAUGUGUCAAUUGAAACUACUCGACCAACUUUAGAACCUCCACCGCCACCUUCAUCGAAAAUUGAUAAUUUUGACGAAGAUCUCCAUAAAACACCAACUGUAGAACAACAGUUAACUGAACAAACACCUAGAAAUGACAUAUCAAAACAGGAUUCAACUCAGAUGCAAACACCAACUCUAGAAAUUCAAACAAAUUCUCAACCGACAACUGUCGAGAUACAUUCAUCGCCAGUAUCAAAUCGUUCUCCGGAACAAGUAGAAGUCGAGACAGCAUAUUCUACACCAGCGAUUAUCGAUCCACAAGAAGAAACAAAAUCGAAAGAAAAAGUAACUCCGUUGAAGAUCGAGCCGACUGUGCAACCAGAAGUUGUUAAAACACCAGCUGCAAGUUCUCCAAUGCCGAAACCACCUCGUCAAACCCCACAGAAAGAAAAGAAGUCAUCAACUAUCGAUGGUCUUUUACGUAUUGUCCAUGAUCAUACUGAGCGAGGAAACAAUUAUCAACAAAAUGAAAAACAAGAAAAAGAAACCAAUGAGAAUGUUUCAUAUUUUCGUGUUGCCAAAAGUCGUUAUGGUAAAUUCGAAACUGACAAUCGAGGAUUCGUUCAUAACUCGGUUGCCAUAUUCGAUUCAACAAAUCAACAGAAAUUCGGCCAACCUGUAACUAAAGCAUCGCAUCCUGCUGAAGUUUCGUCGAAAGGUAAACAAGCUUACAAUUUAUUGAAGAAAUACGAAAAAGAAGAUGAAACACAAUCUAUGGUGACAAGAGAAAAGUCUCCAACCCCAAUUCAACUUGAAGUGACCGAACGAACUACUCACAUCACAGUUACUGUCGAAAGUGAUCGUAAACAAUUGAUAACUCGCGCGUCACCUGUUGCACACCAGCCAGCACCACCGAUCGUAGCACCGAAACCAGUCGGUAAAACUAUUACCGAAUAUCGUACCAUUCGUCGUAUUGGUAAUGUGGGUGGUGAAACAAACACUACGAUGACUACGACCACAUCCGAAGGAACAACGACGAUAAAAGACGUCGUCAAUCGACGAUUACCAUCGAUCGAAAAUGAAGAUCGCUUGAGUAAUCAUUCUGGCGCAUCUCAUGGAGAAUUAAUGGAAUCAAUUCGACGAUUUGGUGGUUCACAAAAUUUAGGAAGAAAAUAA